Messenger RNA from Oncorhynchus nerka (sockeye salmon), 1603 nucleotides. It is a transcript of the gene trh, whose product is annotated as thyrotropin-releasing hormone. The transcript is spliced from 3 exons. Gene Ontology annotation, cellular component: secretory granule; extracellular region. The record is from RefSeq and is a predicted model, not a curated record. Bases 95 to 829 code for a protein of 244 amino acids. Gene Ontology annotation, molecular function: thyrotropin-releasing hormone activity. Gene Ontology annotation, biological process: positive regulation of gamma-aminobutyric acid secretion; eating behavior; hormone-mediated signaling pathway. Lineage: Eukaryota; Metazoa; Chordata; Actinopteri; Salmoniformes; Salmonidae.
AGGCAAAUAACAUCCUUUCUAGUUGGUUUGCUAUAAUUGAAGGUUAUCAGAGGUGUUGCGAGUGACAAUAGCCAGAACACAAAUCUAAGUUACCAUGAAGUCCACCUGCCUGAUCAUUCUGGCAUCUCUGGCAGUCUGCAACCUGACCGUGGCUCGAGGACAGAGCAUCCCCGAUCAAGAGAAAACGGGAGACCGGCAGAUAGACGACAUCAUCCUACAGAGGGCCGAGGGCAUCCUGCUCCGCUCCAUUCUAAAAAUGACAGAGGAUGAGGAUGGUGUGAAUGAGGCAUUGUCCUCUCAGCCAGAGUGGCUAGUGAAGCGGCAACACCCUGGUAAACGAGAGGAGGACGAGGACGAAGACUCAGGGGAGGUCCAGAAAAGACAGCACCCAGGAAAACGUGAAGACGAAGUUGACUCUUUUGUGGAGCUCCAGAAAACGCAGAAUCCAGGCAAGCGCUCAAUGGUGGAGCAGAUUACAGAGAACUCCGCAUUUCUAAGUGAACUCUCCAAACGACAGCACCCGGGCAAGCGCUACCUGAUGAUGUACAGCAAGCGCCAGCAUCCUGGCAGGCGAGAUGUGGACGACGAGUCAGACGCAGGGGACCUCCAGGAGUUGGAGAAGCGCCAACAUCCCGGCAAACGUUACUGGUAUGACAUGAGUCCGGAUUUGGGCGCCAACAGUCCCCGUGACGUGCUGGACCCUGGCUGCAGUAAAGCCAACCUGUUGCUCGAGCUGUUAGACAACGUGACAAAGAGUCGCGCCGCGGAGAAGAGACAGCACCCGGGCAAAAGGUCCGCACCUGAGGAGGAUUUGACUGAACGGGAGUGACGAGUGGGCUGGCGCCUGCGAAAUACUGUGUUGUAAAAAAAAAUCUAUGUGUAAAUUGAUACAAUUAAUAAUUUCAAGUGGUUUAUUAUGAAUAUAAUAUGGACCCCUCUGCCAUGGGUAGUCUAUAGUUUAUUUGGCAAGCUGCUUUUAUGACGAAUAUUCAGAAAACGUCCCCAGAAAGUAUACUGAGAAAUGUUUAAAUGAGAUAUUAUUAUUAUUCUUUUUUUUUGGGGGGGGGCUUGUGUGUAAUUAAACACACUUGGAUUGCCAGAAUCAGUAACGCUCAAAGGGAUUUCAAGUUAAUGAAUAGCUGUGUUGUUUGCUGGACCAAUAUUGUUGUCAUGAGAUGCUCAGAAAUGUAUUCGUUUUACAGAUUAAGCCUACGUGGCAAAGAAAAAUAAUAAUAAAGCGAAGCAUCUCAGGGAAAUAGCAUUUGGCUCAGCAGGCAGGCAGCCUGCAUCCAACAGAGGACGCAGGCUUUAAAUCUGCUCUUUUCGGUCUGGCGUUGAAUUGCAUGAUUCUAAGUGUCAGAGUUACGUAGACCAAAUUGACCUGUAGUUAGGUUUAUGAUUUAAUGCGUUCAAGUUGUAAACCACAAGUGAUUGUUCCCCGGACAUAUAUAGUGGGUCUCUGGAUUAUUUUCUACUUGAAUAUAUUGCAUGGUAUAAAAACGGAUUAUUAUUGUACAUUUUCUGUUACUAUUGCCUUCAAGUUUAUUAGGGUAUGUAUCUACAACGCUGUUAUAGGCCUACAAUAAAACGCAUUGGUACAGAU